Messenger RNA from Pseudonaja textilis, 2652 nucleotides. The record is from RefSeq and is a predicted model, not a curated record. Lineage: Eukaryota; Metazoa; Chordata; Lepidosauria; Squamata; Elapidae.
GCCAGGAUGGCCGGCGCGUCCGUCAAAGUGGCCGUCCGGGUGAGGCCCUUCAACGCCCGGGAGCUCAGCCACGCCGCCACCUGCGUCAUCCAGAUGCAAGGACCUACCACCUGCAUCGCCAACCCCAAGCAGGCCAAGGAUGCCCCCAAGAGCUUCACCUUCGAUUACUCCUACUGGUCUCACACCUCGGAGGACGACCCCCGCUUUGCUUCCCAGCAGCAGGUCUACAAGGACAUCGGCGAGGAGAUGUUACUCCACGCUUUCGAGGGCUACAACGUCUGCAUCUUCGCCUACGGGCAGACGGGAGCCGGCAAGUCGUACACCAUGAUGGGGAAACAAGAGAAAGACCAGCGGGGCAUCAUCCCUCAGCUCUGUGAAGAUCUCUUUCGCCGAGUCGCCGAGGAAGCGUCGCCCUCCCUGUCCUGCUCUGUGGAGGUGAGCUACAUGGAGAUCUACUGUGAGCGCGUGAGGGAUCUCCUCAGCCCCAAAAGCCGCGGGAACCUGCGUGUGCGGGAGCACCCCAUCAUGGGGCCCUACGUGGAGGGACUCUCCAAGCUGGCCGUCACCUCCUUCGAAGACAUCGCCGACCUCAUGGACUGCGGCAAUAAAGCCAGGACGGUGGCCGCAACCAACAUGAACGAAACCAGCAGCCGCUCCCACGCCGUCUUCACCAUCGUCUUCACCCAGCGCCGGCACGACGAACUCACCGACUUGGACGCCGAGAAGGUGAGCAAGAUCAGCUUGGUGGACCUGGCGGGCAGUGAGCGAGCGGACUCGUCGGGCGCCAAGGGCACGAGGCUCAAGGAAGGAGCCAACAUCAACAAGUCCUUGACCACCUUGGGCAAGGUCAUCUCCGCGUUGGCCGAGAUGCAAAGCAACCACAAGAAGAGGAAGUCCGAAUUCAUCCCUUACCGGGAUUCGGUGCUCACCUGGCUGUUGAAGGAGAAUUUGGGGGGAAAUUCCCGCACGGCCAUGAUCGCCGCCCUCAGCCCAGCCGACAUCAACUACGAGGAGACGCUCAGCACCCUCCGUUACGCCGACCGCGCCAAGCAGAUCCGCUGCAACGCCAUCAUCAACGAGGACCCCAACGCCCGGCUCAUCCGGGAGCUGAAGGAGGAGGUGGCCAGGUUGCGGGACUUGCUGUCCGCCCAGGGGCUCUCGGGCGCCUGCUUUUCGGGAUCCGAGCCAGCCGAUCCCGGCGGUGGGCAGAGAACGGCCGGCACCCCCUUUGCCUCGAUGGCCCCCUCCUCUCUCCUGCUGGAGCCCGUGGCCCUCAACGGAGAGCGGGAGCUCAACCUGCCGGCCUCAGAGGAGCAACUUCUAGGGACAGAGGAAGCCAUGGAGAGGCUGCAGGAGACAGAGAGGAUCAUUGCGGAGCUGAAUGAAACUUGGGAGGAAAAACUGCGGAAAACGGAGGCCAUGCGGAUGGAGAGAGAGGCUCUCCUGGCGGAGAUGGGCGUGGCUCUCCGAGAGGACGGGGGCACCGUUGGGGUCUUUUCGCCCAAGAAGACGCCCCACUUGGUGAACCUAAACGAAGACCCCCUGAUGUCGGAGUGCCUCCUCUACCACCUGAAAGACGGCGUCACCAGAGUCGGCGGUCAGAACGCCGACAUCCGGCUGAGCGGUCAGUUCAUCGAGGAGCAGCACUGCGUCUUCCGCUGCGUCGCCUCCGAGGCGGGAGAAGUCGUCGUCACCUUGGAGCCGUGCCCGGGCGCUGAGACGUACAUCAACGGAAAGCAGGUGAUGGCGCCUCAGGUGCUGCGAUCAGGCAACCGCGUGGUGAUGGGUAAGAACCACGUCUUCCGCUUCAACCACCCCGAGCAAGCCCGGAUGGAGCGCGAGCGCAGCCUGGCUCCUGACGGCCAGCCGGAGCCCGUGGACUGGAACUUCGCCCAGAGGGAGUUGCUGGAAAAACAGGGGAUCGACAUCAAAUUGGAGAUGGAGAAGAGGUUGCAGGACCUGGAGACGCAGUACCGUCGCGAGAAAGAGGAAGCGGACUUGAUCCUGGAACAGCAGAGGCUGUACGCGGAUUCGGACAGUGGCGACGAUUCGGACAAGCGCUCGUGCGAGGAGAGCUGGCGCCUUAUUUCCUCGUUGCGGGAGAAGCUGCCGGCCACUAAAGUGCAAACGAUUGUGCGCCGUUGCGGCCUACCCAGCUCGGGCAAGAAGAGGGAGCCGCUACGGGUCUACCAGAUCCCUCAGCGGCGCCGGGCCGCCAAGGAUCCCCGUUGGCUGACCCUGGCGGACCUGAAGAUGCAGGCGGUCAAGGAGAUCUGCUACGAGGUGGCCCUCAACGACUUCCGGCACUCCCGCCAGGAGAUCGAGGCCCUGAGCAUCGUCAAGAUGAAAGAACUCUGCCGGCUCUGCGGACGGCGGGAUCCCAGCGAGCGGGAGAGCUGGCGCGCCGUCGCCAGGGACGUCUGGGAUACGGUGGGCGUGGGCGAGGCGGAGAGCCCCGCGCCGGGAGUCAGCCCGGCGCUCAGCCGAGCCAGCCCGCCGGGGGUGGAAGUGGUCGACCUCCGGGCGCACAUCGACAAGCUGACGGACAUCUUGCAGGAAGUGAAGAUCCAGAACAACGUGAAGGACGAGGAGAUCCGGGCGCUGAGGGACCGCGUGGUGAAGAUGGAACAGGUCAUCCCGUUCUCGACUCAG